Molecule: messenger RNA, 1323 nt
Organism: Balaenoptera ricei (Rice's whale)
Lineage: Eukaryota; Metazoa; Chordata; Mammalia; Artiodactyla; Balaenopteridae
Gene: HTR6
Product: 5-hydroxytryptamine receptor 6
Exons: 3
Coding region: 1-1323 (440 amino acids)
Biological process (GO): G protein-coupled receptor signaling pathway, coupled to cyclic nucleotide second messenger; chemical synaptic transmission
Cellular component (GO): membrane; dendrite
Molecular function (GO): G protein-coupled serotonin receptor activity; neurotransmitter receptor activity
Source: RefSeq, a predicted model, not a curated record
AUGGUCCCAGAGCAGGGCCCCGCCACCAACAGCACCCCGGACUGGGAGUCGGGGCCGCCAUCGGAGCCGGGGGGCAGCGGCUGGGUGGCGGCCGCGCUGUGUGUGGUCAUCACGCUGACGGCGGCGGCCAACUCGCUGCUCAUCGCGCUUAUCUGCACGCAGCCCACGCUGCGCAACACGUCCAACUUCUUCCUGGUGUCGCUCUUCACGUCGGACCUGAUGGUGGGGUUGGUGGUGAUGCCGCCGGCCAUGCUGAACGCGUUGUACGGGCGCUGGGUGCUGGCGCGGGGCCUCUGCCUGCUCUGGGCCGCCUUCGACGUGAUGUGCUGCAGCGCCUCCAUCCUCAACCUCUGCCUCAUCAGCCUGGACCGCUACCUGCUCAUCCUCUCGCCGCUGCGCUACAAGCUGCGCAUGACGCCCCCGCGCGCUCUGGCGCUGGUCCUGAGCGCCUGGAGCCUGGCCGCGCUCGCCUCCUUCCUGCCCCUGCUGCUGGGCUGGCACGAGUUGGGCCGCGCGCGGGCGCCCGCCCCGGGCCAGUGCCGCCUGCUGGCCAGCCUGCCCUUCGUCCUGGUGGCGUCGGGCCUCACCUUCUUCCUGCCCUCGGGCGCCAUCUGCUUCACCUACUGCAGGAUCCUGCUGGCCGCCCGCAAGCAGGCCGUGCAGGUGGCCUCCCUCACCACCGGCAUGGCCGUCCAGGCCUUGGAGACGCUGCAGGUGCCCAGGACCCCAUGCCCCGAGGUGGAGUCAGCUGACAGCAGGCGUCUAGCCACCAAGCACAGCAGGAAGGCCUUGAAGGCCAGCCUGACACUGGGCAUCCUGCUGGGCAUGUUCUUUGUGACCUGGCUGCCCUUCUUUGUGGUCAACAUAGCCCAGGCCGUGUGCGACUGCGUCUCCCCGGGGCUCUUUGAUGUCCUUACGUGGCUGGGUUACUGCAACAGCACCAUGAACCCCAUCAUCUACCCACUCUUCACGCGGGACUUCAAGCGGGCCCUGGGCAGGUUCCUGCCGUGUCCCCACUGCCCCCGGAAGCACCGGCCCAGUCUUGCCUCGCCCUCCAUGCGCACCUCUCACAGCGGCCCACGGCCGGGCCUGAGCCUGCAGCACGUGCUGCCCCUGCCCCUGCUGCCGAACUUGGACUCGGACUCGGACCCGGGCUCGGGGGGCUCCUCAGGCCUGCAACUCACGGCCCAGCUGCUGCUGCCUGGAGAGGCCACCCGGGACCCCCCGCCGCCUGCCAGGACCACUGCCACAGUCAACUUCUUCAACAUUGAUCCUGCGGAGCCGGAGCUGCAGCUGCAUCCGCUUGGUACCCCCACGAACUGA